AUGGCAGACCAAGAUAUCUACCUCGCUGUUCUAAAAGCUUCAUACGACUAUGACCCACAGCCCGACGCCGAGGAGGAGCUAGCCGUCAAGGAAGGCCAGAUUCUCCUCCUCCUUGAGCGCGUAGACGACGACUGGUGGAAAGUCAAGGUCAAGCUUGAGUCACAGGACGAAGACGGGCCUUUCGGUCUGGUUCCUGCAGCCUACGUGGAGCCGGCCGAGCACAUCUCCACCGUGAAAGUCCUAUACGACUACGAAGCCAGUCAGUCCACCGAACUUGAUGUGAAGGAGGACGACUUGUUGUACGUCUACGACAAGGACGACGCAUGGUUGCUCGUGCGGAAACAGUCGGACGAUUCCCGGGUCGGCUAUGUGCCAGAGAAUUACGUCGAAGAGGCAGUUGAGGAGGGCACGCUUGAGGCCGCGGUCCCUACUCCCUCUGUCGUAUCGCAGAUUGUUGUACCCGACUCGCCUCCCCGCCCAUCUCGACCAGUGAGCACUUAUGUGGACCCCGCUGAGCGUGUCGCGGGCGCCAAAGCGCAGGCCGAUGAUAUCAAGACAUGGACCAUCUCCGAGGUUGACAAGAAGGGCAAAAAGAAGAAGGGAACGCUCGGCGUUGGGAAUGGUGCGGUAUUCUUCGCAAGCGAGUCGGACAAGACACCGGUGCAGAAAUGGCAGACCUCUGAUAUCCAGAAUGUGCGACUAGAGAAAUCGAAACACGUUCACAUCGAUAUCGGAGGAUCCGAGCCCAUCAACUUGCACUUCCACGCCGGUGCCAAGGACGUCGCUGAAGCAAUCAUGGCGAAGCUCGAGUCCUCGCGCUCACUCUCUGAUCCGGGACUGAUUGCUCCUGCGGCCAUGACUCAAGUCGAUGAACCAGUUCCACGGCGCAAUAGCCCUCAGAAAGCCGUUCAUUUUGAUUCUGCCGAGCCGGAAAUUAUACCUCCGAGAGAAGCUGAGGACGAAGAGCCGGAGGAGGAAGCCGAGCCUGAAGGAGAAGCGGCAGUAGCGCUAUAUGAUUUCAGUGCAGAUGGCGAGGACGAACUGACUGUGCAAGAAGGAGAGCCACUUCUCGUGCUGGAGAGGGAUGGCGAUGAGUGGUGGAAAUGUCGGAAUGCUGCGGGCGGUGAAGGUGUCGUACCUGCUAGCUACGUUGAGGUGAGGCCAUAUUGCAUAAUUUCGUCUUCUCAACUGAAUUUCUGCAGCUGGUGA
Fibroporia radiculosa is the source of this 1209-nucleotide messenger RNA. RefSeq lists its product as uncharacterized. Lineage: Eukaryota; Fungi; Basidiomycota; Agaricomycetes; Polyporales; Fibroporiaceae. The transcript is spliced from 6 exons. Gene Ontology annotation, molecular function: protein binding. Bases 1 to 1209 code for a protein of 402 amino acids. The record is from RefSeq and is a predicted model, not a curated record.